AUGUCUUCCGGAAGGCUCAUCACAUCGGCCGAAUGGACCGUCUUCUCUAGCGAGUUCAUGAAGCUGGCCACCGCGGGGCCGGGCGUGGCCCCGGCGGCACACAUGGCCCGGCGCGCCCACGAGCUGCUCCCCUUCUCCCAGGCGACGACCGUCGUGGACAUCGGCUGCGGGCCGGGCCAAAUCACCGACGCGGUGCUCGGUGCCCAUAGCGCUGCGCUUCCACCGACGGCCAAGGUUGUCGGUGCGGACCUGAACGCGCAGAUGCUGGAGCAGUACAACAAGCGUAAGGAGAGGGAGGUGGACGGGGGCCAUGCCUACUGGUCCCGUGCGCAGAGCGUCCAGACCGACAUCACCGACUGCGCCGCGUUUUCCGACGGUGCCGUCAGCCAUAUGCUCGCGGGCUUUGUGGUGUUUCUCGUCCCCGCGCCGGCGCAGGCCCUACAGGCGAUGAAGCGCGCGCUGGCCCCGGGCGGGGUACUCGCCAUGUCCGCAUGGACGACCAGCCAGUGGAUGGAGCUGAUGUACUACCCGACCAAAGUGCGGCCGGACUUGGGCAUGCCGACGCUGCCGAGCACGUGGUCGUCGACGGACGGGGUCAAGGCGCAGCUGGCGACGGCAGGGUUCAAGGACAUUGAGGUUGUGGAGACGGAGGGGUACAUGCCCUUUGACGACCAUGCGGAGAUUUGUCGCUUCAUCUUGACCAAGAUGCCUCCCAGCGCGCGGAUGGUAGCACAAAUGACGGACGAGGAGGUGGUGCGGACGCAUGAAUUGAUGGUGCAGGAUUUGAGAGAGUGGUAUCCCUCUGUUCCGGCCAAGAUGGUCGGGAAGGCGACGAUUGCGUUUGCAAAGAAGUGA
Messenger RNA from Sporothrix schenckii 1099-18, 855 nucleotides. RefSeq lists its product as uncharacterized. The transcript has 2 exons. NCBI's taxonomy places the organism in Eukaryota, Fungi, Ascomycota, Sordariomycetes, Ophiostomatales, Ophiostomataceae. The coding region runs from base 1 to 855 and encodes 284 amino acids. Gene Ontology annotation, molecular function: S-adenosylmethionine-dependent methyltransferase activity. The record is from RefSeq and is a predicted model, not a curated record.